This is a messenger RNA of Ictalurus furcatus (blue catfish), 3359 nucleotides long. RefSeq names its product aldehyde dehydrogenase 3 family, member A2a (gene aldh3a2a). The transcript has 10 exons. Bases 701 to 2167 code for a protein of 488 amino acids. NCBI's taxonomy places the organism in Eukaryota, Metazoa, Chordata, Actinopteri, Siluriformes, Ictaluridae. Gene Ontology annotation, cellular component: cytoplasm. The record is from RefSeq and is a predicted model, not a curated record. Gene Ontology annotation, biological process: aldehyde metabolic process. Gene Ontology annotation, molecular function: aldehyde dehydrogenase (NAD+) activity.
UGGUUGUUGGGAACAAUGCGGAGCGGUGAUUGGUUGUUGGGAACAAUGCGGAGCGGUGAUUGGUUGUUGGGAACAAUGCGGAGCGGCGAUUGGGAACAAUGGGGAUCACUGAUUGGUUAUUAGGAACAAUAGGGAUCGGUGAUUGGUUAUUGGGAACAAUGGGGAUUGUUUAUUGGGAACAGUGGGGAUCUGUGAUUGGUUAUUGGGAACAAUGGGGAUCGGUGAUUGGUUAUUGGGAACAAAGGCAGUGCAGGACCGCACUAACAAUCAAAAAGUCCUUAGAUUUGUCGAUAUGAUCCUUUUUAAAUCAAUUCACUAAAGUCUAAAAAGCCAACAAACCAAAUCAAACCUAGUGCCAAAGUCACUAAAUUGGCAAGAAUGUUCAAAACUAGUCUGGAAUUAGCCCAAUGGUCAAAAAAAAAUUUUUUUGAUCAAAUGGUUAAAAACUUUUCAAAUCCAAAACAUAUCAAAUAGGGUAUUCACUUUCUGAGUCCAUUUCAAACAGGUAAACCUCAGACCUAGCAAACCUGACAAAUCAUUUAGAGGAAUUACAAACAUUACAAGAGCCAUGAUUCAUUUGUUUCAUUUUUAAUUCUGUUUUAAUCACAAUGAAAAAUGUAACAAUAUGUACAAUCAAGAUUAUAUCGGUCUCAGUAUGUUUAGUAAAUGCACAGUUUGAUAUGAGUCCAGUCUGUUAAAGAUGUCUCGAGAGCAGCUGGUGGUUCAGCAGGCCAGGAAGGCUUUUCAAGCAGGGAGAUCUAAACCGCUGGCUUUCAGAAUACAGCAGCUGAAAAACCUACAGCGUUUCAUUUCUGAAAGACAAAACGACAUCACUCAUGCUCUCAAGAAGGACCUGCGCAAGAGCGAGAAUGGAACACUGCUGUAUGAGAUCUUUGGCCUUGAGGGAGAGAUCAAGCUGGCCCUGAGCAAACUGGCAGAGUGGGCAGCUCCUCGUCCUGUGGCUAAAAAUCUCAUCACCACUUUGGAUGAAGUUUACAUCCAGCCAGAACCUCUCGGGGUGGUGCUUAUUAUCGGCGCUUGGAAUUAUCCGAUAGCUGUGACGCUACAGCCGCUUGUAGGAGCCAUCGCUGCUGGUAAUGCAGCAGUAGUGAAGCCAUCAGAGGUCAGCUCUCACACUGCCAAGGUCAUGGAACUCCUGCACAUGUACUUGGACCCGGAGAUGUACCACGUGGUGACUGGAGGAGUUCCUGAAACCCAGGAGUUGCUGAAGCAGCGUUUCGAUCACGUCUUCUACACAGGAAACAGCACAGUGGGGAAACUGGUGAUGGAAGCAGCCGCACACCACCUCACACCAGUCACCCUGGAGCUGGGGGGGAAAAGUCCCUGCUAUAUUGAUAAAGGCUGUGACCUCCGAAUAGCCUGCCGCCGCAUCACAUGGGGGAAGUAUGUUAACUGUGGUCAGACCUGCAUAGCCCCUGAUUACAUCCUUUGUGAACCUUGCAUCCAAGACAAAGUGGUGGACGAGAUUAGAAAAUGCAUUCAGGAAUUUUAUACAAACGAUCCUAAGACCUUCACAGACUAUGGACGCAUCAUCAACCAGCGGCAUUUCAAGAGGAUAAUGGCUCUCAUGGAGGGCAGCACAGUGGCUAUCGGGGGAGGACAUGAUGAAUCCCAGUGCUACAUUGCUCCCACUGUCCUAAAAGAUGUAACGCCAGAAUCAAAGGUGAUGCAGGAUGAGAUCUUUGGGCCUGUACUGCCCAUCGUCCCUGUGAAUGGACUGAACGAAGCCAUCCAGUUCAUUAAUGAAAGAGAGAAGCCUUUGGCGAUAUACAUCUUCUCUUCCAGUAAGAAGGUAAUAAAGAAGAUGAUGCUGGAAACGUCCAGCGGAGCGCUAUUAGCCAACGACUGCCUUGUUCAGUAUACCAUCAGUGACUUGCCUUUUGGUGGUGUUGGUAACAGUGGGACUGGUCGCUACCAUGGCAAGUACACGUUCGAUCAGUUGAGUCACCUGCGCAGCUGCCUCAUUAAAGAUCUGAACAUGGAAUGGCUCAACCUGAUCCGCUACCCACCUCACACGGCCGAGAAACUACGUUGGGCCCGAAUGCUCCUCACCAAGCAGGUGAACAUGAAACGCUGGCGACAGUUGGCGCAGGUUGCUAUGCUCACUGCGUUGGCAGCUUUUGUGGUGCAGAGGUUCUUGCGAUAAGGUGGCUGAAAAGGAACACCAACAGUCCCAUCCAGGCUUGUCUGGAAACUUUUUGGAAACUCUGGAAACUCUUUACUGUAGAAUUAAUAAUAAAGAGCAAACGUGUAGUAGAACUUUACUUUGUAAACUGUGAUUUGGAAACAAAAAAAGAACAGUGGGAAAAUAGUAACCAUGUGUUAAAGCAAGGUAGAAACAUACCUACCAUACAUUUCGUAUUACGGACUUUAUCUGAAUGUAAAUCAAACAAGCAUUAACUACUUCUAUUAUGCAAUUAUACACUAUAAUAUAAGUAUCUUAUACAGGGUGUCCCAAAAGUCUCCAUAUAUAGGGGACUAUGUCUGCCAGCACCACAUCAGUUGUGCCUUCGUCAGUGGAUGUUUGUGGAUGUUCGUGGAUGGCCAACACUUCCAGUCUUUUUAAAUUUGUUAAUAAGUUUAGUGACAUUAACAAGCUUACAGCAGCUUCCCAAUCCAGCCAUGAGAAUGUUUUCAAUACGUUCUUUUGUCAAAGGCAUUCUUACAGGCUAUUUGGGGGAAUAUAAUAUAUAUAAGACAUUCUGCUAAAAAAAUAUUAAUUUCCCCAAUGUAUGGAGACUUUUAGGACACCCUGUAUAAAUAUCUUGUAUCUGGAUUGCAUUUUUGAUAUCCCUUUUGGGGGAAAAAAAACCCUUAUAAUAGAUUUAAAAAGCUGUUACAAUGUGUAUUUUAUAAUAAAUAUUUUUGGUAGGCACUGGGGAUAUAGUAAUUGUUACAAAUGUUCAGGAUGUGUUCCUUAUAAUGUGUGUAUUCGAUGUAAAAUAUCCUUUCAUCAACAGUCAGAAUUCUUUGGAAAAUAAGCUAAACUGUACAGUAUUUAGAAACUCCAGGCUUGGCCUCAGUUUCCUUGUUAAACUCUGUACUGAAUGUAAUUCAUGUUAUAUCCAGGGUAAUUUGACACUUUUCUUAAGGAAGGUAUGGACGGUAUAUUAUUAUUCAUUUUAUAAGAAGAAUUAUAUAAUCGGCUGUUCAAUAAAUCAUCUAAUUCGCCCUACAUGUUACUUUGGACUUUGAGGUGUAAAGGGCAAUUCACUCUGUGUUCAUUUAGUAUCUUGUGUGUAAAAUGUAGGUCAAGUAAUACAAAGUCUUGAGCUUUCUUUCUAGCAAAAUAAAACUCAUCUGGUGUGUAAUUAUUAGGCUUGUUGUGUGCAGUUUGU